UUUCCUCGACUAGGAAGUACGUGUAGAAGGGGAAAAAACUAAGUAGUUCAAAAUGCUCUGAAUUCUAAUCACGAAACAGUUCUCUGCUAACAGAAAGAGUUCGACAAAACAUUGGUUGGAUUAAGUUUGUGGAAAGGUAGCCUGUGUCUGAAGGCUUGAAGCCACCAACAUGUCUCCCAUUAAUAGAUUCAUUCUGUCUGCUGGUCUGCUGUGUUUCUUCCUAAGUUUUGCUUGUCAUCAUGUUCUGGCACAACCCCAGCUAGAAAGAGGCCCACAGGAUGCUGUGGUUCAUGAAGGAGACACAGUCAAAUUCGUGUGCGACUUGACAAAUGUAAUUGGUUAUAGUGUCUACUGGCUUUACCGAAGUCAAGGAGGCUUUGUGAGGUACCUUAGCAUUGAUAGAUCGGUGAUUGCAAACCCACCUCUACCCCCACAGCUGGAACAACGUCUGUCCAUCAUAGGUAAUGAGAGCCAAGACGAGUUUACUCUGAGGAUCACAAAUGUACAGGAAACUGAUGAAGGGACGUAUUCUUGCCGGUAUGGCUAUCUCGGGCGUAAUGUAGAAACUGCUGGCACUGCUGAUCUUAUGGUUCAGGUCCCACCAUCCACACAGUCACCGUGGUGCAGUGUACAACCUGAAUCAAGGGCCGUGGGAGACUAUGGGACUCUUUACUGUAAUUCCCAAGCAGGAAAACCUACUCCAAACAUCACCUAUUAUAAGGAGAAUGAACAGUUGGUAGGUCCUGUGACUAAUUCAAUUCGUCAUCAAUAUCAGUUAAAAGCUCAAGACAAUGGUGUGAUUUUCACUUGCAUCAUGACCACACCUGCCUUAGAUGAGUCACGCAACUGCUCCGUGAUGCCGCUAAGAAUCUUACCACAGGCCACCAUCCGACCAGCAGUAUCUGGGGUUGAGGAGGGGACUUUUACAACUUUCCAAUGCAGUGGGGAGGGUGUGCCUAAUAUCACCAACUACAGUUGGAAAGUAAUCGACACUGAAACAGGACAAAUCCUACCGACAGAGAGGUGCACAGUGUCUGAGGAUGGGCAAACUUUGGAGAUAGCAGUGAUGGAGAAUCUUGAAUUGGUUUGCACUGUCAGUGUACCAUCUGGAUUGUCUGGUAAUACAACCACAAGGAUUGAUGUAGUCAACCGGGAACAGACAACAAUGAGUGUCGUAUCCACAGGGUUACACACAGACAAACCCUCCAAGGAACCACCUUGCAAUUGUCCAAAGAAUGAACAAUCAUCUCCAGUCACUGUGGUUUUGAUCGUGGCGGUUGUGGUCCUAGCAGUAGCAGUGAUUGUCCUCAAUAUCUUGCUUGUGUGGCAAAGAAAACAUUACCGGAAGUCUACAAGCCCCCCAGCGGGACCGAAAAUGACGCGAGCAGGCCAUGAGUAUGAUGAUGUCCAAGAUGCGGCAGAGCAAGGCCAGGAAAUGCAAGACUCUGCUUAUGCUGCGGUCCAGGAGGACAGAGAUGGUCCUAUCACCUCUGAGUACCUGGAACUGCAGGAUUCUCCUACGUGCAAGGAAAGCCUCUAGUAUGCUUAUGCUUCCUACCCAGAGCGCAAGAAUGAUCCUACUGCAUCCAGAGGCAAAAUUGGGAAGGCUGUUUCACACCCUGUCAAGAUAAAGAAGCAGAGCCUGAGAGUUCCUAUGCAGGACGCAUCUGGGUAUGAAUUGCCAUCCAAGCUAGCAGCAACCAUCAAAUGAAAAAAACAGAAUGUAAAAGUUGUGUUCCCUGUGCUCUUUGACAAAUUUGAUCGUUUUUUUGUUUCUUUGUUUGGUU
Messenger RNA from Patiria miniata (bat star), 1787 nucleotides. Its product is annotated as neural cell adhesion molecule 1-like. The record is from RefSeq and is a predicted model, not a curated record. The transcript has a single exon. Bases 170 to 1540 code for a protein of 456 amino acids. NCBI's taxonomy places the organism in Eukaryota, Metazoa, Echinodermata, Asteroidea, Valvatida, Asterinidae.